Messenger RNA from Neltuma alba, 1403 nucleotides. RefSeq names its product WAT1-related protein At4g30420-like. Gene Ontology annotation, cellular component: membrane. Lineage: Eukaryota; Viridiplantae; Streptophyta; Magnoliopsida; Fabales; Fabaceae. The transcript is spliced from 7 exons. The record is from RefSeq and is a predicted model, not a curated record. Gene Ontology annotation, molecular function: transmembrane transporter activity. The coding region runs from base 182 to 1276 and encodes 364 amino acids.
GGACAUUAGACAUUAUUCUUAAAUGUUAACCACAACUUUGUUCUGUGCUUUCCAAGCUGUGGCCAAAUAUAUGUGUGUCUGAGUUUUUGUGUGUGUGUGUGUGUGGACACAUACCCAUAAACCUACGGGCUCUGUCUGUUACUUCAUUUAACGUUAGGUUGGUGCAGUAUCAAAGAAAAAGAUGGUGGGUGGGUUAGAAGUUUAUGUUCCUGCAAUGGCUAUGAUUGGCUUACAGUUUCAUUAUGCAGUUCUUGCCAUCUUCACGCGUGCUGCUCUCUUGCAUGGAAUGAACACCAGAGUCUUUGUUGUGUACAGGCAAGCCAUUGCCACUUUGGCAAUGGCUCCCUUUGCUUUAUCCUGCAAGAGGAGACCUUCUCUCAGGACUUCACUGGGAUUGAAGAGCUUGUCUUUGAUGUUUGCCACCUCUUUAAUUGGGGUAACAGCAAAUCAGAAUGCUUAUUUUGAAGGUUUACAUUUGUCAUCUUCUACAGUCACUACAGCCAUGAGUAAUCUAAUACCAGCAGUAACCUUCGUUCUUGCAACAAUUUUCGGAUUGGAGAAAAUAGAUGUAAGAAGCUUGAGAAGCAUAGCCAAGAUAACAGGAACAGUAUUAUGUGUCGGUGGAGCCAUAACUAUGGCGUUGCUCAAAGGACAGAAACUGUUACACUUGCGGUUCCUUCUUUCUAAACAAACCUUUGGCUUACAUGGUGACAAUUGGCUGCUUGGUUGUGGAUUUCUCUUGGCAAGCAGUAUCUUUUGGGCAUUUUGGAUGAUCAUGCAGGUACCAGUAUCUGCAAGCUGCCCGGACCAUGUAGUUUCAACAUUUUGGAUGUGUUUAAUGGCGGCAAUACAGUCAGCCAUAUUCACACUGGUUGUUGAAAAAGAUUCCCAAGCAUGGAUUCUAAAUUCAGCUCUAGAAUAUUCAAGUUGUUUGUAUGCAGGAAUUGGAAUUGCUGUAAGUUUUUUCAUUCAAAGUUGGACCAUCUCAAAAAGAGGCCCUUUGUUCUGUGCAAUGUUCAACCCGUUAUGCACAGUGAUCACAGCCAUGGUUUCUGCUACUUUUCUACAUGAAGAUUUAUAUGUUGGAAGCUUGAUAGGAGGUCUUGCAGUGAUAAGUGGUUUGUACAUAGUGCUGUGGGGUAAGGCCAAAGAGGUUGAAGGGGUCAAAGAAGAGGCACAACUGAAAACUGAUCAGAAUGAUCAGAUAAGUUGCAAAACAGAUUUGGAAGAAGCACUUCUGUCACCGCAUGUAUCAGAGAGCAAGAUCACUCAUUGACUACCACACAAUUUUGGUUGUAUUUUGAUUUGAUCAUUUGGCCAAAAAGAAAAUUACGAACUAGUGGCAUGUAUUUCUUGAAACUGUCAACGUCAACAUUACCAAUGAAAAUAAAUUCAAUUCAGUU